GCCCCAUCGCCUCGGCGGCCGGGGAGCUGGAUUGGGGGCUGGAACCAUGACGGCGCGCGGGACCCCGAGUCGCUUCCUGACCAGUGUCCUCCACAACGGGCUGGGUCGCUACGUGCAGCAGCUGCAGCGUCUUAGCUUCAGCCUCAGCCGCGACGCGCCCUCGUCCCGCGGUGCCAGGGAGUUCGUGGAACAGGAGGUGGCCAACUUCGCCCGUCGGAACCCAGGUGUCGUAAUAUACGUGAACCCGCGGCCGUGCUGUGUGCCCAGAGUCGUGGCCGAAUACCUUAACGGGGCUGUGCGCGAGGAGAGCAUCCACUGCAAGUCGGUCGAGGAGAUCACGAGGCUGGUGCAGAAGCUGGCGAACCAGUCGGGCUUGGACGUGAUCCGCAUCCGCAAGCCCUUCCACACGGACAGCCCGAGCAUACAGGGCCAGUGGCACCCCUUCACCAACAAACCGACAACGUGCGGUGGGCUGCGCCCCCGAGAGGUCCAGGAUUCUGCCCCAGCCCAGGUGCAAGCGCAGUAAAGAGUUGCUCCAACUCCGUUCCCAGUGAAGGUGGUUCCUCCUUUUUUGGUUUGGGGGAUUCCAAGCCCAGGCUGACCGAUGGGGCCCACGAAAGGGAAAGCUGUUGCCAAAGCUGUUGUUUGGGAUAAAGAAGAGCUGCCUCUAUUUGGUGCCCACUGUGAGGGGCGGUGACUUGGUGUCUCUUAAUUCUUAUCCAGGCGAUGUUAUUGAAACCCGAGUCUUCAAGGAUCUUACUGGGUUCUCGUUUGUGAAAUCAAAAUUGAUAAUAGCACCUUCAGAUCACAGUUAGGAAUUUUAAGGCUGGUUUCUGAAGAACCCCUGAUGUCCUGUUUCUGAAACCAGUGAGUUAGAGAGCCAGCACCUUCUACUCUGCUGUGAACCUGGUAUCAGGCUAGGCUGUAUGAAUGUUUGUGUACAAAUUAGAAAACUGAGGUUAAUAAACUUGUCCAUGGUCAC
Molecule: messenger RNA, 982 nt
Organism: Pteronotus mesoamericanus
Lineage: Eukaryota; Metazoa; Chordata; Mammalia; Chiroptera; Mormoopidae
Gene: MRPL43
Product: mitochondrial ribosomal protein L43
Exons: 3
Coding region: 47-526 (159 amino acids)
Biological process (GO): mitochondrial translation
Cellular component (GO): mitochondrial large ribosomal subunit
Molecular function (GO): structural constituent of ribosome
Source: RefSeq, a predicted model, not a curated record